AUGCAAAAAUUCAUUCUUUUAACAGUACUUGCGUAUGCCGUCUUCGCAGCGGAAUGUACGACUCCAAUUGAAAAUUGUGGGAGUUGCGACGAAGAAACAAAAAGUAAAUGUGUUCAGUGUUCAGAUAGUUAUUUGUUGAAUCUUGACAACACUUGUAAAAAGACUUGUGAAACUGGUAAAAUUACAACUGAAACACCAACCACAUGCGUUAAAUGUACCAAUGAAAUGUGUGCUGUUUGUUCAGAUGUAACAGCUGAAGGAGCAACAGAAUCGACUGAAGAGUGCACAACAUGUUUGGGUGAAGAUAUGUACCUCAAUGCGGACAAAACAUGUGGAAAAUGUGAAACUGGAAUGAAAGUUACAGAAACCAAAAAAUGUGAAACUGUUAAUAUAGAAAAUUGUGAUGCAUCAACAAAGACUGGAGAAACGGAAACUUGCAAUAAAUGCAGUGAAAAUAAUUAUUUAAAUCAAGGAGCAUGUGUUUCUGCAUGCCCCGAGGGCACAAUUUUAAAUGAAGAAAAAACUGAAUGUGUUGCUAUUCCUCCUCAAACAUGCACAGUUGAAAAUUGUGAAACUUGUGCCGAAAAUAACAAUGAAGUCUGUGUCAAAUGUAAAGAAACAUAUUAUUUGGAUUUGACUGGCAAAUGUGGGUUGGACUGUCCCGAAGGUUCCAAGAAGGAUGAAACGAACAUGAAAUGUGUUGCUGAUACUCAGACGUGCACAGUUGAAAAUUGUGAAACUUGUGCUGAAGGAAAGACUGACGUCUGUGCCAAAUGUGCAGCUACAUAUUAUUUGAGUGAAGGCACUUGUGUCACCCAAUGUCCUGAAGGUACUGUUAAAAAUGACGAAAAAAUGGAGUGUGUUGCUGAUACUCCUCAAAUAUGCAAUGUUGAUAAUUGUGACACCUGUGUUGAGGAUAGAACUGAUAUCUGUAAUAAAUGUAAAUCCAACUAUUAUCUUCAAGUGGACCAAAAAAGUUGCGCAACAGACUGUGCAAGUGGAUAUAAAGACACAACAAACAUGAAAUGUGUGAAAUGCACAACUGAAAAUUGUGUCUUGUGCAGUGAAGAUCAAAAAUGCACAACUUGUGUUGAUGGAAAUUAUCUCACAGAAGAUUUGAAAUGUGUUACAACUUGCCCUGAAGGAUAUGAAGCAAACAAAGAAACUAAGAAAUGUGUAAAAAUCACUUGCAAAGUCGAGAACUGCAAGACUUGUAUCGAAACUGAUAUCAACAAAUGUGCAAUUUGCAACGACAAUUUGUAUGUUGUAGAAGACACUUAUAAAUGUGUUGCCAAAUGUGAUAGUGGAUACAAGACCGAUAGCACAGCUGGUGCUUUUGCUUGCAAAAAGUGCAGAGUCUCAAAUUGUGCCAAAUGUGAUUCAAAAGUCGAUGAAUGCCAACAAUGCAGUGGGGACUAUUACGUCAAAGAUGGAAAGUGUGAGAAAAGAAACGAUGAUGCCGCAAAGAGUAUUUUCGCUUUCUUGGCUUUGGUAGCCAUUUUCUUGAUGUUCUGA
Entamoeba invadens IP1 is the source of this 1515-nucleotide messenger RNA. RefSeq lists its product as hypothetical. The record is from RefSeq and is a predicted model, not a curated record. The coding region runs from base 1 to 1515 and encodes 504 amino acids. Lineage: Eukaryota; Evosea; Mastigamoebida; Endamoebidae. The transcript has a single exon.